AGCAAGUGACGCUUCCUCCGUAAAGGGCGGUCUCUCGGGUUCCCAAAACCUUCAGUUCGCCACGUUUCUAGCCAACCUUUUCCCUUUCGGGCAGCAAAAAUACGGAAUACGGGAAAGGACUCGAGAAGUUUGGUCAUUGGGAGGGGAAAAAACCGGGGGAGGGGUUUUGAGCGGGAAGAACCUGGGAAUAAAUCUAUCGCGAGUGUGCAAGUGAUAGUGCCAGCCGAGGUGACCAAGGCAAGGAUUUCCACCUGGCUUCGGAGAUCGAAGGGAAAGCUCUCAUGGGAUCAGAGCAGGUGGAAAUGCGCAAAAGGCAGACCUCUGCAUCUCAGGGGAUACCAAGCUCUCUACUUGCCCAGUCUGGGAUAGAGACUCAAGGCUCCAAUCCCUGCUGCUUCUGCUGGUGCUGUUGUUGCAGUUGCUCCUGUCUUGCUGUUAGGAAUCAAGAUGAAAGUACAAGGGCAGCAGCACAUGAAAUUGCAUCAGAAAUGAUUCCAUAUUGUGAACAAGGCUCAACACCAUCUUUGGAAGAAGCAAGUGCUUGGAGGCAUUCCUUUGACAAACUGAUGGCAACACCUUCAGGUCGAAAUGCUUUCAGAGAAUUCCUUCGGUCAGAAUACAGUGAAGAAAACAUGCUUUUCUGGCUGGCCUGUGAGGACUUAAAACAGGAAUCUAACAAGAAUGUAAUUGAUGAAAAAGUCAGGCGAAUAUAUGAAGAUUAUGUUUCUAUUCUUUCUCCAAGAGAGGUCAGUCUGGACUCCAGAGCAAGAGGAAUUAUUAACCGGAACAUAAUGGAACCAUCGAUACAUACUUUUGAUGAAGCACAAUUCCAAGUUUAUAUGUUGAUGCUCAGAGAUUCCUAUCCUCGAUUUGUGAACUCUGCUAUUUACAAAGAAUUAGUUAUGUCACAUUUUCAAGCAACUGCUGAAUCGUAGAAUUUAAAUUUAUUUUGCAUCUAACUACCUUUUUACACAAAUAAAAGUUUGGCCCACCA
Molecule: messenger RNA, 994 nt
Organism: Pantherophis guttatus
Lineage: Eukaryota; Metazoa; Chordata; Lepidosauria; Squamata; Colubridae
Gene: RGS20
Product: regulator of G protein signaling 20
Source: RefSeq, a predicted model, not a curated record